Molecule: messenger RNA, 5976 nt
Organism: Psammomys obesus (fat sand rat)
Lineage: Eukaryota; Metazoa; Chordata; Mammalia; Rodentia; Muridae
Gene: Bnip2
Product: BCL2 interacting protein 2
Exons: 11
Coding region: 253-1233 (326 amino acids)
Biological process (GO): apoptotic process
Cellular component (GO): cytoplasm
Source: RefSeq, a predicted model, not a curated record
CGUGCGCAUUGAAUCCGGGUCAGCUGCUGCCUCGGGACUGCAGCUGCGAAGGGCCGGGGAGCGCUGGGCCCCGUCUCUACCGCCGACCAAGGGCAGCGGGCUCUGCCCGGCGCCUCUUUCUGCGACCUGGCCGUCAGCCCCACGUCGCCGGCCUGGAGGGGCAAAGAAGACGAGGGGGCCGCGGCUUCCUCCGGGGACCUCGGCUGCCUGGAUUGCCAGGAGCUGGAAGUUGACAUUGAAUCCAGGCUGAGAAUGGAAGGUGUGGAGCUGAAAGAAGAAUGGCAAGAUGAAGAUUUUCCAAUACCUUUGCCAGAAGAUGACAGCAUUGAAGCAGAUAUACUAGAUGUAACUGGUCCGGAUAGCCAGCCUGGCUCACUAGAAGUUAAUGGAAACAAAGUACGUAAGAAACUAAUGGCUCCAGACAUCAGCCUGACUUUGGAUCCUAGUGAAGGCUCCAUGUGGUCGGAUGAUUUGGAUGAAGGCGGGGAGGUUGACCUGGAAGGCUUAGACACCCCAUCAGAGAACAGCGAUGAGUUUGAGUGGGAAGAUGACCUUCCCAAACCCAAGACUACUGAAGUCAUUAGGAAAGGCUCAGUUAGUGAAUACACAGCCACAGAAGAGAAAGAUGAUGGGCGCCGCUGGCGCAUGUUCAGGAUUGGAGAGCAGGACCAUAGAGUGGACAUGAAGGCAAUCGAACCCUACAAAAAAGUUAUUAGCCAUGGAGGCUAUUAUGGGGAUGGUUUAAAUGCCAUUGUUGUAUUUGCUGUCUGUUUUAUGCCUGAAAGUGGUCAGCCUAACUAUAGAUACCUGAUGGACAAUCUCUUUAAAUAUGUCAUUGGCACUUUAGAGCUAUUGGUAGCAGAGAACUACAUGAUCAUUUACUUAAAUGGUGCGACAACUCGAAGGAAGAUGCCCAGUCUGGGAUGGCUCAGGAGAUGCUACCAGCAGAUUGAUAGACGAUUAAGGAAAAACCUAAAAUCUCUAAUCAUUGUCCACCCCUCUUGGUUUAUCCGAACACUUCUGGCUGUUACAAGACCAUUUAUCAGUUCAAAAUUCAGUCAGAAAAUUAGAUACGUCUUUAAUUUGGCAGAACUGGCAGAGCUUGUUCCCAUGGAGUAUGUUGGCAUACCAGAAUGCAUCAAACAGUAUGAAGAAGAAAAGUUUAAAAAGAGACAAAAAAGAGUUGAUCAAGAGCUUAACGGAAAACAAGAACCACCAAAAAGUGAGCAGUAAGUUACUGCCCAGACAAGACAGAGCGCCGGGCAAGCGGGGCUGUAGUGCAUCGUGGCACACUCACGGCUCGCGUUUUUAUGCAAUCGGUUACAUUUACUUGACUUCUUUCCAAAUGGACUCUUGUAACAAGGGAAUGUUUGCCAUUGUCAUGGUUUGCAAUUGUUGAAUUUAGCUCUUUAAUGACUAAUUAUAUUGUAAUCAUUUUAUAUUGCUAAAUAGCAGAGAACUACACUUUAUAUAAAGCAAUUUUGCAUUUGUUUAUUUGAAUGAUGCAUCUUCAGUAAAGUAUUUAUAUACAUAAAUGACAAAGGAAAGAAAUAAUAUAUAUAUAUUUUUAUGUUGGGGCAAUAUUUUUUAGUGUGUACCUUAUCUCUUGGAAGAAUAUACAGAUAAAUAAGACCACAACUUUAAAUGUAAAGUCCAUGUAAGACUUUGUUUUUUUGUAAAUGGUUGGAUAGUUUUCUGGGUAACUUAGGCUGGGGCAGGGACGUGGAAACUGGCACUAAGAGGUACCUAAGGUCGUGCAUGUGAUCUAGUCAGGAGUGGUGGCUCACGCCUCUCCUCACCUCAAAGCACAUUGCUUCUUAAUGUGGCUGAAGUGCAGGCAGGUCAACUUGCCUCUCUAAAGAUAUGUUAGAACCAGAACCAGAGAUGUCAAGAAGCUAGUAGUUAGUUCUGUAUAUAUGUAUAUAAGGGACAUUUUAUUUUACCCAAAGUCAGAACUGUUUUAAAAAAGAGGAAAAGAAAGAUAGAAAGAGAACUCUCAGGAUGUGCAAACUAGUGUGAAGUGAGUUGCAUUCAUGUGUGUGAAGCUGUGAGGUGUUGCAGAGGCCAUGAUGAGAGCUGACGGGGCUGCUUUUGAAGUGCUCUCAUGCAGGGCGCUUGACCAGCGUAUUCCCUCGUCAGUUACUUGACCAGGCAGAUAGGUGUUCACGUGUGUUGGAUGGCGUGGCAGUGCUGUGCGUGGCUCGAGUCUGCGAGUAGCGAAGCUCUGGUGGUGUGUUCUCAGGGUGACGUUUGCUGUAGGGAAGCCUUUACUUCAUGUGGCUAAGGACCUUGACUGGACACUGAAAUAAAUAUUAUUUGUGCCUCCAAGCAGGGUUUAAUUUCCUACAAAAUCAUUCUAAACUGAACUUGCCUGGCCUAUCAGCUUGUGUAUGUCCGUCCCUGUGUCAGCUUCACACCACCUAGCCCUUUCUGUAAGCGGUUAACAAGAGUGACCUAUCAGAACAGAAUUGAAGCAGAUGUGAAGUAAGCGUGGGUUAUGCCAUCCCAAGCUGAACACAGUCCUUCACCAUUGUCAGUUUGACCUAAACUUCUAUUGCAAAAGGGAAUUUUUAUUUAUGCUUUUGUCCUUCUCAGGCAUAAAUUUGACCUGCUAAGUUAAACUAGUUACAGUCAAGCCUGAGGACUCUGGGUAAAACAUUCUUCCACAAACACUCAGCCUGGAUCUAACACUCAAGGCAGAUCUUACACUACUGUCAUUGCAGUACAUUGAGCCAGAACCAUUUGACUGUGUUGGUGAAGGAAAUCUUGAGAAUAACUCUAUAGAGCCAGCUAUGAUGAUUUGUGUCUUUAAUCCCAACACUUAGGAGACAGGGGUUGACAGAGCUCUGGAAGUUUAAGGUCACCCUGGGCUACAUAGCUCCUUUGACAUCCUUCUUAACUUACCCAAGAAUCAUGAGUAGCUUGUAGAAUUUCUUAAGCCUCACCUCUCUCUGACUCAGAAUGGGCUCAGCUUUGUUGUUGGCUUUCUUCCACAUUAAGUACUUUGAUCUUCAAUUUCAAAAUACAGACAAUAGCUGCAGCUUUUUCUUGUGUUUACUUUUUACAGAAGUAGUUGUAUUUAUAUUUGUAAUUUUUUUAAAAAUAGAAGUAGCCUAUAUUCAGUUAGAACAUUAAAGUUGAAGAGGGACUGGCUCAGUGGUUGGUAGAGCGCUUCCAAGUUUAGUUCCCAUGCUUGCCUGUAAUCAUGGUGCUGGGAUUUGAUGCACUCUCUGGCCUCUGGGCACCUGCAUGUGCACACACUUCUUGCUCACACACACAAACUAAAUCUUAAAAAAAGAAUAAAAUUCAGAAGGGACAGCCAAGUAUUAUGUCAUAUGCCAAGCACUAGGGAGUCUGAGACAGGAGAAGUUUAAGUUUGAGACUCACCGGGGCUACGUAGCAAGCUCUUGACUGAAGAAGAAAAGGGAAACAGUGCUAACGCUUGAAUUAUGGGAAAAACUGCUUUAACCUGCACUUGAGUACAAUGUGGUAUAGAGAUGUGCCCUCAGUAAAUGUAAACAUACAUGUAAGACUGGAUUGAUAAAUAGUAGGCUAGAGAAGAAGCCAUAUUGAUUUUUUAAUUGGUAACAAUGUAGCAUCUUCCUGCAUCGUAUUUUAAGUUUUAUUACUAAUUAAAGUGAAAAGUCAAAACAGUUCUUUGAUUUUGCUGGAGUCUUGGAUAAACUUGACAGGCUUAACUUAUGUUAGCGUCUCUGUUACACUUUGGCUCCAGUUGCCCCCUUUGUGUCAAGUUUUUUUAGAAAAAUAAUGUGGUUCUGUGUUCUGCUUGAUUGUGUUCCUGAAAAAGCACCAAGGGAAGCCAGGAAGUCUCUGCCCCACAUGGAAGCCUUUAACUCCAGGAGGGAAGAGGUGCCAGCAAGUGUGGUGCCAAGCAGAGAUAAAAUAAGAAAAGGGGCCAUUACAGAUAGACUCAGCUGUCAACCACAUACCACCAGAAGUGUCCCUCCUAAGGAAAGUACUCUGUACGGCAGUGGGUGGUUUCAUUUCCUGUAUCUACAGAGAACAGAUCACAAAAGGUGAGGCUUGAAAAGGAAGCUGCUGAUGGCCCUUGUGAUGACAAUCUUGUUCUCCUGUCCUUUGCAUCUUCAGACAGAAACAGGUCUGAACAGUGGCCUAGCAGCUACAGUGUCCAAGUUGAAAGCCAAUACCACCCUUCACAAUUGGUGAACAUUAAUGUUGGCUUCUGUGCCAAGUGUCAUGAUUUAACCUCACCAACUCCUUGACAGUAUUCUUCCUGAGGACUUGGGUCAUGUCACUGCAGCCAUUUAUGUGAGUGCUCAGGGAAUUUGAAGAAACAAUCUCAUGUAGAAGUGUUGGGAAUUAGCUCUAGGAUACAUGUAGAGCAGGCCACUUUCUUGAUAGAAUUGGUAGAUCUGUAUGAAAGGUCACAGUAGCUUUGGCAUUCUUUGUCCUGUGUUAUAAAUAGAAAAUUGUUGGGUGGUGGUACACACCUUUGAUCCCAACCCUCAAGAGGCAGAGGCCAGCAGAUCUCAUGAAUUUGAGAACAGCCUGGUCUAUAGAGUGGGACAGCCAUGGCUACAUAGAGAAACCUGUCUUGAAAAACCAAAGGUGGGGGAGGGUAGAAAAUUGUUAACACUGUUAGAUCACAUACACAGAGAUGGUCGACUACAGAGGUGGCCACUCCAUUCUGCUCUGGUUUUAUUGUGUGUCUCCCCCACUCCCCAUCCCCCUGUUUUCCUUAGACAUUUCAGAAAUGGAUCAAAUUUUAGAGAGCUGGCAUAAGAAAAAUCCAUGUAUUUAACAGGGUAACAACACUUGUUCUAGUGAGAAUUUAUCCUGUACUAGGGAAUGGGAAUUGUGUAGUGAACAUUGCUAAGACCACCAAGAACUCAUAGAGCGCCAGGGCAUUGUGUGCCCAGUCUUCUAAGCUAGUACAAAAUGAUCUAUCGAAGGAGCCCUUCACCUUCAGCUCCCCUUCUGAAAGUGAAUGAAUUCAGAAUCAGAUCAGCAGAAGGCAAUUAGUGAAGCUUUAAAAUUCUAAAUGGUAACUGAAACAAAAUAAUAUGUGGAACAGUAAGUUAACUAUAGUUUGAAUAGGACAGUUUGUUGCUAUUAUAUAUAAUAUGUAAUGCCUGUGGUACCACAUUUAAAAUGCAAUGAGAGAUUCCCAUACAACACUUGAAAUCAAGCAUCAGAUAAAAACCAAUAGUUUUUGAGCCAAGCAUGGUGGCAUGUGCCCUUGAUUCCAACCCUGAAGGCUAAGGCAGGAGGAUUGGGAGUUUGGAUCCAGUCUAGAUUACUUAGGAGAUUCCAGGACAACCCAGAUUCCUGCCCUGGGUUUAGGAAUGGUGGUGGAGCAACACAGGGCAUUCAGAUUAGUUUAAAAAUGAUACUCAGCUAUUACAGAUAGCUGCCUAAGAUUUCCUACAAUAGUUUAAAACGUUGGAAUUUGAAGCAUUUGUGUAUUUGAUUAUCCAGUUUUACAAGAGAACUCGGAAACUCUCUGCUAUUCCACUGCACCUUUGUGUAUAGACUUCCCAAGGCUGAUGUCCUAACAGCUGUUUCAUUGUUUACUUACAGAAACCUAGCUAGGAAAUACUGAUGUUCAGGACUGCCGGCUUGCACAGGCUAGCCUCUGUGGUGCUGUUCACACAGAACACAAUUCAGAGUUCAUCAGACACUGUUGCACUUUGACUCAUACUUCAGAAGUAUUUUCAUUAUGAGCUCACAUGCUGACAGACAAAAUUAACUUACUGUGACCUUUUUGCUGUUUGUAGAUGUUAUGUAUUGAGUCUAGUACUGCCAGUUCAGUGAGAAUGCAGCCUGAUAAUGUGUCUGUAGGAUCCAGGCAUGGUUCUGGUUAAUGAGAAGCCCCGACCUGCAAAAUGUUCUGUUUUCUCUUCCUUUGACUUGUUAUGAACACAGUGAUGCGUCCUGAUAUGACGCACAUAUUACUGCCACAUUAAUGCAUUUUAAUAAAAUAGCUGGACUAUA